Eurytemora carolleeae is the source of this 908-nucleotide messenger RNA. RefSeq lists its product as uncharacterized. The record is from RefSeq and is a predicted model, not a curated record. Lineage: Eukaryota; Metazoa; Arthropoda; Copepoda; Calanoida; Temoridae. The transcript is spliced from 10 exons. The coding region runs from base 4 to 777 and encodes 257 amino acids.
AGAAUGUCGUCUAGAUACAUUGCUCGUAAAUAUGGUGAAUCUAGAACUUCUAGAUCUCAGUCAGUAGCUGGGGAUAACUGGUCCAGAGCUUCUUCACAGAUUCGUGAGGUUGGAAGUGGUUACUCUACUCGAGCAACAACACCUGAAAUAGAACGUCCCUGGUCCUCAGCAUCUACAUACAACUACUACACCAACUACCCAACACCAUCCUACAACAACCAAACAUCAGGCAGUAGACCCUCUACUCCUCAACCCCAAAGGAACGGGAACUCAGGGUUGGUUCAGCUUGGUGUUCCAAGACGAGGAUUAACUCCACCUAGAACAGUAUAUUCAGAUGCAUUGCUAAAAAGUUCAAGGAAACUCAGAGAGAGAUCAUUCUCACCAACAAGAGAACAUGUAGCAACAGUCCGGUCUGUUUCUCAGUAUAAAGCAAACUCUGACUACUACAGGGGAAAAACGAAGUCUAUAUAUGAACGAGAACCAAUGUUUGACGAGUUUGUCAGUAAUCUACCCUUGACGGAUCUCCACGCCUUCAAUUCCACUGAUCUUGGUCGACUUAAGCGACAGUUUCAGGCAAUGGUAGAGAACAGAUGGUCUAGGAAACAGUGUAAUGAUCCGAGUGUACCGCACGAUACAGCUUAUAAGGCCAGCUCUUGGUCUAACUAUCUUGCUAAACCCUCUCCUGCAAGUGUUACUCUGGGAGAAAAGCAUAGAUACAGGGGUAAAACACCUUCUAAUCUUCCCCGUAUCUACGUCUAUCACAGGAGCACACAGUGAUGGACAUAGCGAUGCUUCAGAAGAAAGUAUUUCUUCAAACUGCAAAACUCCCAAGAAACUAAUUUUUUAUCAAAAAUAUAAAUAAAAAUUUGCUCAAUGUAUAACGAUUAUCAAAAAUAAAGGAAAUUAAA